Messenger RNA from Helianthus annuus (common sunflower), 1204 nucleotides. RefSeq names its product putative S-adenosyl-L-methionine-dependent methyltransferase MMAR_0539. Bases 44 to 1039 code for a protein of 331 amino acids. The transcript has 7 exons. Lineage: Eukaryota; Viridiplantae; Streptophyta; Magnoliopsida; Asterales; Asteraceae. Gene Ontology annotation, biological process: methylation. The record is from RefSeq and is a predicted model, not a curated record. Gene Ontology annotation, molecular function: methyltransferase activity.
AACAAGGGUUUAAUCAGAAUAACAAACAGAUAACAGAAGAUAGAUGAAACAAGCUCUCAUGGAAAUUAAACCGUUUAUGGUACAAGCACCAGCAAUUCAUCUCAUCGUUCAAUCACCCUUUCCUGUUUCAAAUCAUAGAAAGAGCAGAAAUUGCCGCUUCAAAAUUACAGCUAAAACCCACUUCCACCAAGACAAUGACCAUCACCACCCUUACUUCCAAUCCGCUGUCACUCGCGCCUCCUUUCGUUUCCAAGAAUCCCUUCGAUCAGAGCCUCUAUUUGUCGAUCCCUAUGCUGGCUGCUUUGCACCUCCUGACCUUGAGUUAGAUGAAAACUGGAAUCAGAAGCUGCACCAUUACUGCGUUGGUACUAGAUUUAUCGAUGAUCAGUUGCUAAGUGCAACGAAGGGCGUUGAUGGAGCCAAACAGGUUGUUUUAUUUACAGAUGGAAUGGAUACAAGGGCUUAUCGUCUCAAAUGGCCUUCUUCAACUGUAAUCUUUGAUGUAUCACCACAAGCAGUUUUUAAUACAGCUUCUCAAAAGCUCCAAGAUGUUGGUGCUAAGAUUCUAAGAAGCUGCUUGCAUCUUCAUGUUCCUUUGGAGUCCUCUGAUAUGCAACAGCUUUUAUGUGAUAAAGGAUUUAACGGUAGCAGGCCAAGUAUAUGGGUGUUCCAGGGGUUCCCGAUCACAAAUUUGGCUGCUUUUAAAGAGAUUUUGUUUAUGGUUAGUAGUUUAGCCAUGAAGGGAUGUUUGUUCUUGGGUGAACUUCCAAUGUGGUUGACUGAAACCCAAGUGGGGGUCAAGUCUAGUGUGGAGAAAUGGAUGUAUGAGAUUUUCAUGAGCUAUGGUUUUCGGGUGCGAAUGAUAGGGUAUGAUGAGGUUGCAAAAAACCUUGGUCAAAAACAUGCAGUUGGAGACUCGGAUUACGUGCUUUUUGUUGCAGAACACCUACGGUUUUCUGAUUAUGAGAUGGAGAUUUGGAGGAGAGAAUUUCAGCGAGUGGAGGAAGAAGGCGAUGAAGAUGGAUUUGAGGAGCUCUAACCGAUUCAAAAAAUUGUAUUUUUGGUUAUUGUAUUUUUGCAACCGCCAUAGAUGACAUUUAUCAUCUCUGUUACGUAAUAUGCAUAAACAUUCACACUAUUUUGUACGAUUAAAAACAUAUCAGGUUACAAACAAAUUUAAUACAAUCACUCAGAGCACAAAAAA